GGCCUACCUCGGCGCCUCGACCUGCAGCACCGCCUCCAGCUCCUCCCACUGGUGCCUCGACAUCAACAUCGGCCUCUCCAGCCUGGCAUCCUCCUCAUGAUCCAUGGACAGGUCUGGUCCAGGCGUGGUCCAUGCCGUGGUCUGCACCCUCUCCCGUCGGCGCCCCUCCCGCAUAUUCAGGUGCAUGGCAGCCGGGGAUGUGCCCACACACUGGCACUCCUGAUUUUCUCGGUGUUCGUCCACCUGCUCAGGCCUAUUAUGCCGCCCCCACUAUGGCUCCUUUUGCUGCUGCCCCACCUAUACAGUACGGUGCUCCCAUGUCAACUCCAGUCUACCAUACUGAUCAUUCAGGAGUCUACUACCAGCCGAUGCAGCUCCCCACGUAUGCGGCAACACCACCUGCGCCCGCACCUGCACCACCACCAGCGCCGCCCUCUACCAACGUCACGAGCUGGGAUCAAGCUGCGUUUCUCCAGGCCAUGAACAAUUUUGCUGCACAAGGUAACACAGGAUUUCAACACCAAGACGGAGAUCGCACGCUUCGAUAGCUCCGGCGACCUCUACUCCAUCCACGGUGCUCCCACUGCUGCGCUUCCUUCUACCAUGCUUGCUACGGUGGAUCUUUGGCAUCAGCGUUUAGGUCAUCCCAAUAGUGCCACACUGUCGUCCAUACUUAGUGAUUUUUCUAUUCCAUGUAAUAAAGAACCUCAUAAUUCCUCUCUAUGUAUUUCAUGUCAACAAGGAAAACAUGUUAGGUUACCUUUUAGUU
Molecule: messenger RNA, 769 nt
Organism: Triticum urartu
Lineage: Eukaryota; Viridiplantae; Streptophyta; Magnoliopsida; Poales; Poaceae
Source: RefSeq, a predicted model, not a curated record